This is a messenger RNA of Mugil cephalus (flathead mullet), 7607 nucleotides long. RefSeq names its product DLC1 Rho GTPase activating protein (gene dlc1). The record is from RefSeq and is a predicted model, not a curated record. The transcript has 18 exons. Gene Ontology annotation, biological process: signal transduction; regulation of Rho protein signal transduction; actin cytoskeleton organization. Gene Ontology annotation, molecular function: lipid binding; GTPase activator activity; protein binding. Gene Ontology annotation, cellular component: membrane raft; focal adhesion. The coding region runs from base 466 to 6120 and encodes 1884 amino acids. Lineage: Eukaryota; Metazoa; Chordata; Actinopteri; Mugiliformes; Mugilidae.
AGCAAAAACCCUAAUGUGAUCAAGAUGGAAGUUGUCUAUGGACUUUUCACUGUUUCCCGGCUUUCUGCCUGCCUUUGGGAGCUCCACUGUCUGUCGAACAGUUCAAGAGCGAAGAUACCGCCGGGAGUCCAGGAGAUUUCUUGCAAAAGCUUAAACUAACUAAAAAAAAACUAACAAAAAAAUGUACGUUAGGUAGUCUUGGAAAGAGCUGGACUGAUAUUUUCUCAGACGGAUCGUUUUCAGCAGAUGAAUGAAAAGGCAUCUUGCUAAACAUCUCUGGAUAAGUGAGAACCCGAAGCAAAUACUGGAUCUGCAGCCUGUUUUUUGGAUUAAAUAUUUAGCUGCCGGAUUAACACAAUAUUCAAUGACGGGAUUUUGACGUAAAACGAGGACUCAUCACUGGAAAGUUUACAAGAACAGAUCUGGUUCUCCGAUUUUAGCCUGCCAUCAAAUGGGCUGUCCACCAUGCCGGUAGCCAUACGGAAAAGAAGCUGGGAGGAGCAUGUGACUCACCCUUCAGGAUUACAGUAUAGCUAUGAUGAUCUGGAUCUGGUCUGCUGUCAUGGGGUUGACAGCGAGGAGCUUUGGGUGGGCUCAGGGGCUUCCAAACAGGGCAGACGGACGAGGUGCGCCUCCAUGCCGGAGGGCUGCCACCAACUGCCUACAGAUGACCUGGCUCAGACACUAGAGGCGACAGCUUCUAGUGUCAACGAUGAUACUGUAGCAGAACCCUUGAAACUAACGGAAAGCAAUGGAAAAUUUUCACUGGAUUUGCCAGAGUCAGUUCAUGGCUCUCACGUGUUGGGUGCUGACAUUCCCCAAAGGGCCUCUGAAUCUGAGUAUCUCCAAACCACAGUCACUGGGAAUUCUGAAGAGCUUUGCUGUGACUCAAGCAGUGGUAUGUCAAGUGCAAAUAUUUCUUGUGCAACAGAUAGCAGCAGUCAGACUGAGAGGACUACCAAUGAUGAAAUUGACAUUGGCACAGAAAGAAGUCCGAAUCACGACAUGUGCGAUGACGAUAACGUCUUUAAUAGUCCACAUGUCUCCUGUGAAGAGCAACAAUACAUUUCUAUCUCUCCAAACAAUGGAGAUCCUUUGUCUGAGGAUGGUGAGCAGCCUGGCGAACUUCCAGAUAACCAGGAAACAAAGGCGACCCAUACAGAGGCUUACAGCAGACCUCCUGAGAUCUCUGGGGCCACACGAAACCGGUCCUCUGCUGCUGAACUGGAACCUCAAGCUGACCUCCCAGAUGUUGGGGAAGGGAACAUUUCCAUCUCUGACCAAACUGAUUCAAGUGUACCUGAUGGUGUGCUGCGCAGCGCAGCUAAUAUGAUGGAGGCUAGUAUUGCGGUAUCACUGGAUAACAAAAAUAUGGAACCAGUUGUGACUUUGGUAGUGGACAGAAAAUAUGGGAAGGAAAUAACUGAAAUCUGGAGCCUAGAUUCUGCUGAUGGAUUGAAUGACCCAGAAACUCUAAGUGAAAAUACAGGACUUAACCAUCGCUCAACAGAUAUUCGUGGAGGAGAGCAGGAUCACGACAAUUGUUCUGGAGAACUGGAUCAGAGUCACGGUUGUGAAACAUCCUACCAGACCUUGUUGGGACAGAAUAAUUUUGUAACAACGGCAGUGAACAGGCCUCUGGGAGAUGAAAGUGCACAAACAGAAAUCAGCGAGAAUGCAGCACAUGCCAGGCAUGGGACUAUUCAUUCAGCUGAUAAUUGUGCCAAAAGUCAGUGUUACGCUUUGACGACAACCAGCAGUGUGUCAUCUGAACAACUAAAUACUGGCUAUUCAGAAGGAGACACAGACGCACUGACUAACACCAUUCGGUGUGCACAUAAGUAUGUCAAAACUUCUGUAAGCGAUUCAGUGGAAAAUACUCAUCAAAGCUUAUUAACCAAAGAAAUUCCUGGUUUUGAGGAUCCUGACUUACCUCAUCAGAUGGAAGAAAUUUGUCCAAAACUUGACACUAUCCCAGAGGUCAGCCUUGUUGAGGUAGUUAGCACCUCUCUACUGGAGCCAGAAAAGAAUACCGACAUUAAUAAUACCCUCAAUCCAGCUGUUCAGCAAGAGGCUACAGAACAAUACACCCAAAAACAUCCAGCAUGUACUACAGAGGUCUACGAGGGACUCCAUGGCAACCAAGCCUCUGGUCGUUGCUUUGGUGAGUCACCUGCCUCUGAGGUGGCAGAUGGCCACAGUGAACAGCCCAGGCCAGGAGCCACAGUUCCUAGAAUGGACGAGUCGGAUGAGGCCAUAUACUCAGUUGUUUGCAACAAGACACAGCCGCCCAGUCCAGUUUUAGAUGGAACAAAUGAGCCUGGAGAUCAGAAGGAGGACAGCGUGGUCAAAGUGCGCAUGAGAAAGCAUGAACAUGUCCGUCUGGACUCAAUGGUGCUGCUGCUGAUGAAGCUGGACCAACUGGACCAGGAAAUAGAGAACGCCCUCAGUGCCACCUCCUCUAUGGACAGCACCCCCACCCUCCAUCGACGACAUAUCCUGGAGUUUGAUUUUGGACCUGCGCCAGCAGCGCCACAAACCCCACAACGGCCACAUGCUGCUCCCGAUGUCUCCUCGGGAUUUGCACCAGAGCUUGGAGCUAAACCUAAGAGUGGGAGCACCACGGUUGUUCAUGAGAAAGAAAAAGCCGAGAUCGAAGCCAAAGAGGCCUGUACCUGGCUCCGGGCUGCAGGGUUCCCACAGUACGCCCAGCUUUAUGAAGAUGCCCUCUUCCCCAUUGACAUUUCCUCGGUCACCAGAGAUCACGACUUCCUCGAUCGGGACGCCAUCGAGGCUCUCUGCAGGAGGCUGAACACUCUCAACAAGUGCGCCCUGAUGAGACUGGAGAUAUCACCACAGAGAAAAAGAAGCGAGGACUCAGAUGAGGACGAGCCUUGCGCCAUCAGUGGCCGCUGGACCUUUCAGAGGGACAGCAAGCGCUGGUCCCGCAUGGAGGAGCUGGAGGUUUUCUCUACGCUGCCUGCAGAUGACGCCCAGGCCCAGUUUCCUAAGGACCAGGUGUCUCAGAAAGGCAAGCUCGUCCUGCGCGAAGGCCACAGCUCAGAGAGCGUAUUGACGGACCUCAGCGAACAGCCAGAAGUGGGCUCCAUCCACAGCAGUGGGAGCGGAGGAAGAGGAGAAGAGCAGAGCCAUGGCGCCGCCCUGGCAAACGAAGCUGCGCCUGCAGGCGCCACCCGUGCCAGCUCAGUAGCUAGCAUGUGUUCGUCUUCGGGCACGGGCGGGUCAGGAUGCCCUAACGAGGACUCUUUGUCUGAUGGAUUGCCUCCGUCGCCCCUGGAGACGUUCAGGCAGUUCACGUUUGAUGUGAAAACGGGGAUGGUGGGACGGGGAGGAAGUCUGGACCGAGGAAGCGGCAGCGGCAAAAGCACUCGCUCGAGAGCCAAGAGCUUCCUGAAGAGGAUGGAGAGUCUGCGGCUUCGGAGCGGCACCUCCUCCAAGAAGAAGAAGAAGGGCAGCACCGGCGGAGGGAAGAUAGAAAUCAGCGGCCCCGUCAUCAAGGAGGGCCUGGACGACGACAAGCUGCGCAGGCUCAACUGUGUGGACAUCUCCAGCAUCAACCUCAACCAGAACCUCAAUCAUCACCGCGAUCCCACGGAGACCAUGACACUCAACCGGAAGCGCUCCGUAUCCUACUCCACUCAGACCAGCAACGGCAGCACCGGCAGCACCGGGAGCAGCCAGUCUGAGGCCAGCAGCGGGAGCGCGGUGAGCACCCCGAGUCCGGUGACUCGAGCACGCAGCCACAGCACAGCGGCCGGCUCCAGCAAGAGAGGAGGGAUGUAUCUGGAAGGUUUCGAUCCUUUCAGCAUUCUCCAACAAGCCUCAGAUCAGCAGACGACACCCCCGCCCAAAUCUGCCCCGCCCAUCCCCUGCCAAGCCAGCAGCGGGAUGACGGUCGACGAGCAGAACCGCAGAAACAACUGCAGCGUUCAAGACAAUGGCAGACAAGUGGAAGAAGAAGAGGAGGAGGAGGAGGAGGAAGAGGAGGGCAUGAUCUUCUUCUAUUUGCCAGAGGGCCACAAGCCGGGAACCUUCCCCAAAGCCCUGCAGGAUGGGAGUUCACGCGCCAACAAUGGGAACGAUAACGGAAACUCGGUGAUCCUCCGGGGACGGCAGAGCAGACGUCAGCGUCGCGGCUCGUCAGGCUCGGUCGACAGCCGGCUCAGUUUUUACGACAACGUCCCCUACACCGAGGAGGAGGAAGGGGAUGUUCGCAAAUUAGAGGAAGUGCUUCAACAUGUCAGCGGCCUGCAGCGCUUUGUUAACGCCUGGUCGGAGGCUGUGGCCGGCGAGGAGGAGGAAGAGGACGAGGACGAAGAGGAAGAAGGAGACUCGGAUUCGGCGCUGGACUCGGCCUCCCCCUGCCCGUCCUCUCCUCUGCAGAACCGGCUGGAGGAGACUGAGAACGGAAGCGACCAGGACAGCACAGGAAAUCCCCUGGGUGAGGGAGAGGAAGGCAUGAGAGAGAGAAGAGACUCUGGUGUUGGAGCGUCUCUAACUCGAACCAGCAGACCGCAGAAGCUCCGCUGGCCCAGCUUUCAGAACUCCCAUCGGCCCAGCUUGGCCUCCGCCCAGCUCCAGAUCAGCUGCCAGUCUGUGCUGCAGAUGAAUCUUCUUCAGAAACUCUCCCUGCUGCAGCUCACCGCCCUGCUGGAGAAACACACCCCGACGAACAAACAUGGCUUCAGCUGGGCCGUGCCGAAGUUUAUGAAGCGGAUCAAGGUGCGCGACUACAAAGACAGGAAUGUGUUCGGUGUGCCACUACAAGUCAUCGUCCAGCGGACAGGUCAGCCCCUCCCUCAGGGAAUCCAGCAGGCCAUGCGCUACUUACGCAGCCAGUGCCUUGACCAGGUGGGUCUCUUCAGGAAAUCAGGAGUUAAGUCUCGCAUCCAGGCUCUUCGCCAGAUGAACGAGGCGAGCGGCGCCGACGGAGGAGGAGUCAACUACGAGGGCCAGUCGGCGUACGACGUCGCCGACAUGCUGAAGCAGUACUUCAGAGAUUUACCAGAACCCCUGCUCACCAGCAAACUGUCCGAGACCUUCCUCCAGAUCUAUCAGUACAUGCCCAAGGAGCUCCGUCUGCAGGCAGCCCGCGCCGCCGUGCUGCUGCUGCCGGACGAGAACCGCGAGGCCCUGAGGACGCUGCUGUGUCUGCUGAGCGACGUCACGGCCAGCGUGUCCGAGAACCAGAUGACUCCGACCAACCUGGCCGUCUGUCUGGCUCCCUCCCUCUUCCACCUCAACACGCUCCGCCGCAAGGAGAGCUCCUCGCCAAGGGUGAUGAACCGGAAGCAGACCCUGGGAAAGCCGGACCAGAGGGACCUGAAUGAGAACCUGGCUGCCACCCAUGGCCUGGCACACAUGAUCCAGGAGUGCAGGAAACUCUUCAGGAUCCCAGAAGAAAUGAAUCGCUGCAGGAACUCGUACGUGGAGCAGGCCCUGCUGCCUCAGCGCCUGAAGGAGCUCGCAGGCGAAGAGGCCGGGCACGGGGGCUACAAGGCCUUCCUGCAGGACGGCCUGGACUCCCUCCUCAAAGAGGCCAAAGACAAGUUCAAGGGUUAUGACAGCUUCUCCACGCCCGAGCACGCAGAGCUGGCCUACAGGAAGGUGCACGAUGGCUUUCCGCUGCGGCUGUGGAAAGUGACCGUGGAAAUCCCUGCGAGUCCUGAGGAGGUGUUGACGCGGGUGCUGCGAGAGCAGGGACACUGGGACGAGGACCUGCUCGAGAGCCGAGUUGUGGAGACGCUGGACGAGAGGACCGAGGUUUACCAGUACGUCAGGAACACCAUGGCUCCACAUCCAACCAGAGACCACCUGGUGCUCAGAACGUGGAUGACAGACCUGCCGAAGGGAGCGUGUGCCCUUGUGUGCACGUCUGUGGACCACGAGGGGGCGCCGGUGGUUGGCGUCCGAGCCAACGUCCUCACUUCGCGCUACUUCGUGGAGCCCUGCGGUUCCUCCAAGUCCAGACUGACGCACAUUUCCAGAAUCGACUGCAGGGGUCGCUUCCCAGAGUGGUACAAUAAACUGUAUGGACACUUGUGCGCCGCCGAGGUGGCGCGGAUACGAGACUCGUUCACCGUGCCUAUGGACAAAUGAGGCGGUCGUGCGCGACGUGGACAGCAGAGUCUUUCCACCAGAGCCUCACGUUUAAAGGACAAACCCUGAAUCUUGGAUUGAAGGACUUUAAUGUAAAAACAGGUGUUUGAAAACUUGGGGCUCUCGUGUGCUGCCAAGACGACUCGCACAAACAUUCAUCUGGGCCACAGGACGUGAUGUUGCUGAUGUCUGGUUUCUUUAUCCAAAGGGUGCUAUGGCUUCUGAGAAGCGAGGGGAUUCAAUGUGAGUGUGCGCAUGCGUGUGUGUUAUCAAAGCAAACGGUUAAUAUAUAUAUUUGUCGAACUGGUUUCCGGUCCCAGGAUAACGUGUACAUAUAAUAUUCAGUUCACUCAGUGAUGUUGGUUGCGUUACCUCUAUCUUUUUUUUUUUGUUUUUUUUGUUACAGCAAAGCACAGGUGGGGUUUUAGACAUUAUUAUAGUCAGCUGAUUGAUGAAUCCAUUGGUGAAGAAAGAUGUGAAUGUGUUGAUAACAUGCAGACCGAGUGGAGACAAUAGACAGGACACUGGGAGACGACAGGAGGCCGGUGGGACAGAGGGUUUUAGAGAAGACGAGGGCUGGUGGCUGGCUCCCCCCAAAAAAGAAGGGAACGAUCAAAAGAGGAGCGUUACCUAUGAACACACGUCUCUUCAUUCCCUCAAGAAGAAUUAGACUCAAACUCAGUUGUCUUGAACCUGAGGGUGCACGGAGAAAAUGGGUGACCAACGGAUUUAACGGACCAAAUUAAGAAUGCAGAGCGUUUCCUCACAGUUACAAGUGUUACAUGUUGUUUUGUUUAGAGCACAGCACAAUUCACACUUUCUGAAGUUGUUAUAGGCCCCGGCAGUCGCUUGUAUACUUAAAACAUAUGUAGAUUUUUUUUACAGCUGCUUACAGGAGAACAGAAAACACAGUGGUCUGUUCUGACCCGCAACAGAACCUUUUAGAUAGUCCCACAAUGAACGACGAGAAGAAAACAGAGAAAACAAAAAUGGUCCUUUUAUAAAGGUGGAGAUUUUACAGGUUUUACUGUGAAGAAGAGGGCAGGUUGAAUGUGUGAUUUUUAAAGGAAGGAAAAAAAAAAUAUAUAUAUAUAUAUAUGUAUCUUUGCUUCUCUCUCCGUACUCUUUUGUCAGUGUUGUUGAAGAUUUGGGCGACAGUAACAUUCAUAAACGCUCACACUUGGAUCUGAGGGCACAUUGUCGAGUCGUAUGAUUAAUUCACUAAAGCCAUCGUUUGUAUCGUAAGCGUUUCGUACCUUUAACUGUGUCUCUGCCAAAUAAUAACGCAUGACAAUGACAGUUAAUUUAAAGCAGAUAUAUUUAUACCUCAGAUAUAUGUUUGUUCUGUAUCAUACCAUUUUAUUUUAUUUUAUUGUACAUGUUAAGCUUUGUGUUACAGAAAUGACAACAAAAUGUUUUAUCUUUUUUAUUAAUAUUAUUUCUGUACAGGUUAAUCAAAGUGCACUAUUAAAUGUAUUAAAAUAAGA